Messenger RNA from Closterium sp. Naga37s-1, 424 nucleotides. NCBI's taxonomy places the organism in Eukaryota, Viridiplantae, Streptophyta, Zygnematophyceae, Desmidiales, Closteriaceae. The record is from the annotation of a GenBank genome assembly.
ACGUGGAUCCAACGCACCCGGCGACGGUCUACACCGUUGACUUCAGCCUGACGGCGAAGAGCAUCGCGAAACUUCGCAACGCGGGAAAGGUGGUGAUGUGUUACAUCAGCUUCGGGACCGCCGAGGAAUACCGCAGCGACUACAACCAGUUCCCGAAAUCCGUUAUUGGAGGACUCGCUUGCAUGAACGAGCAGUGCACGGAGGUGUGGCCUGGCGAGAGGUGGCUGGACGUCAAGAGCCCAGUUGUCAAGACGAUCAUGGAGAAUCGAAUCAAGUUGGCGAAGAGCAAGGGGUGCGACGGGGUUGACCCUGACAACAUCAAUGCCUAUUCAAACAACAUUAUGGCUCAUGCCAUCAGCCAAUUCACCAUCACUGCCGAUGACCAGUUCAAGUACAACUCAUGGAUCGCCAACACUGUUCACAA